CCUCCCCACUCACCAUACAACCCUUACGACCAUCUCCUUCACGGUCGUCGACGCUGACAUCAGACAGUGUCACGCACCUCACCACGCUACUGUCGACCCUCUUUGACGUCUUCCAGCUGAUUACAUCACACAGCGAGUGGACUCACAGAGGUCUCCACAAUCGUCAUGUACCCUACGGGCGGCGGCCAGCAAUGGGGCCAACCCGGACAACAGCAGGGCGGCUACCAGCAACCUCAGCAGACUGGCUACAUGCAGUCUCAGCCGACGGGAUAUCCCCAGCAGGGUGGAUACAUGCAAGCUCAGCAGACUGGUUACCCUCAACAGCAGCAACGCCCAAUGCAGCCUGGAAUGGGCAUGGCCCCUCAGCAGACAGGCUUCAUGGGACAGCAGCCUACCGGGAUGAUGGGCGGCAUGGGUAUGGGAAGACCCAUGGGCGUACCCUCACCUGGUAUGCUCGGUCCUGGCGGAAGCGGUCAGAUGAUGCCCCAAGGCGGGCAGCAGCGCUUCCUCUCCCCCAACACUGGCAUGAUGCCUCAACAGACUGGCAUGAUGAUGCCUCAGCACACCGCUAUGCCAAUGGGAAUGAGCAACAUGAACAUGCGAUCGCCGCAACCGACUGGAUUCAUGGGCUCACAACCCACCGGUUUCAUGGGUCCUCAGCCCACGGGCUUCAUGGGUGCCCAGCCAACUGGCAUGCCCAUGGACCCUAGGCUGCAGUUGAUGAGCACUCAAUUUCUGCCAGCCAUGCAACCAUUCAGCGGUGCGCCGACCGCUUCCAACAUGAAUUUCUCUAAUGCCAGCAUGCAGCCCUCCAACUUCCAGUCAUCCAUUCAGAACCUCUCUCAGCAACAGCAAGGCAGUCGAGAGCCGAAGAUCCCGUGGGCUUUGAGCAAGGAGGAGCGGAAGUCCUACGACUCCAUCUUUCGCGCGUGGGAUCAACAGGCAACCGGCUUCAUCUCUGGGGACGUCGCUCGUGAAGUCUUUGGCCAAUCUGGCAUCGACCGGGACAGUCUGAUGCAAAUCUGGCACCUCUCUGAUACCGAGAAUCGGGGCAAGCUGAAUCAGGCGGAGUUCCACGUAGCCAUGGGUCUGAUCUAUCGAGCGCUCAACGGAAACGAUGUUCCUUCAGAAUUACCCCCCGAUCUGGUGCCCCCGUCCGCCAAGCAACUGAACGAGUCUGUCGACUUCUUGAAGGACUUGCUGAAACGAGAUACCACCGUCCGCACAUCUACCGGGCUCAACCUUCCGGAAGCUGGCUCAAAUCGAAAUGCGAGCUACUCCAAGUCACAUUCCCUCUACCAGAAUCCUGUAGCGCCCAAGCAAGAUGCCACGGCCUACAAGCACGAAGACACGAGCGAUACUGGAUACCGCUCGAGCUCUCGUCACCUCGACCGUAAUACUGUUCGCUUCAAGGGUGAAAGCAAGGCUGACGACUUAUCCGAGAUGAAGCGACAGCUGGAGAAUACUCAACGCAUGCUUGAUUCGCGUGACGACGAAGACAACGAGGACGAACGCGAAAUUGAGAAGGAGAUGGAAGAUCUCCGAUUCCGGAUCCGUCGCAUCCAGGACGACAUCGACUACUACAACAGGAGGGGCGGCCGCGACGCCGCAGAUCAGCGUCGCAAGGCAGAGCGAGAGCUCAUGCAGCUCAUGCACGAGAGGCUGCCUCAACUGGAGAGACGUCUAGAGGAGAAGGACAAGAAGAAGAGGGACAAGAAGCUCGACGAGAGCCGCGCUCGGGACUUGCGUAAUCAGGAGGGGAACCGCCGAGGCGCGUCGUCUACCUAUGACUCCGAUCGUGAGCGAGAUCGCUACGAUUCCUCAAGGAGCAAUGGAGAGUACCUGCGCGGCAGCUACGAGCGCAGCGACGAUCGGGACCGCGAGCGUUCGCGAGAUCGAUAUGACGAUGAUCGGAACAGGGACUACGAUCCAAGUCAGCGUCGAGACAGAGACCGCAACGACCGUGUUCGCAGUCCACCUCCGGCACCGGCGUCCCCCGCUCAGAACUCCAGAGCUGCUCCAGCACCUCCUGCUGCUGCUGCUGCCCCUGCCUUGAGCCCCGCACCGACCCCUGCAGCAGCUGCCACUCCCGCUGCAGGACCUCCCAAGAACAUGACUCCCGAAGAGAGGCAAGCUUGGAUCCGAUCGGAGGCUCAGAGGAGGAUCAGCGAGAGGAUGCAGGCUCUCGGUGCAUCAGCGCCACCCUCCACUGCGACAGACUCGUCUGUAGAGGACCGUCUCCGAGCAGAAAGAGCAGAAGCUGACGCUCGGGCCGCCGCUGCUGAUCAAGAAUCAGCUGCUCGGGAGCAGGCACGGAGGGCUAGGCUCGAAGAGCAGAAGCUCGCCAAGGACAAGACAGCUGUCAAUACUGUCAAGAGCGAAUUGGCAGAAGCAGCCAAAGGCCCGGAUGCGCCACCGGCUCCCGUACUCCAGGCCGCGAGGGAGCAGAUCGAUGAAGACGAGCAGAUGAUCCGACGAAGGGAGGAAGUCCUUGCCAAGGAGAAAUCCCAGCGCGAGGCUCGCUUCAAGAAAUUACAGGAGGAGGAAGAGGAGGCUCAAAGGCAAGAAGAGCUGUUCAAGGAGAGGCAAGGCAAAUUCUCCGGCAAGACGUCGCAACCUGCUACCCCUAGCGCUCUGCCUCCGCCAUCAAGAAAGAAAGCCGGCGGUCCACCUCCGCCUCCUCCGACCCGUUCUCGCGCUGCACCGACCCCUGCAGCGGCGGCAGUUCCCCCACCUCCCCAGGCACCUCCUGCUGUCUCUCCACCUGCUACCUCUACGCCCAUGGCGUCCACACCUUCCGCUGCACCCUCUGGCGGUCCAAGUAGCACCAAUCCUUUCCACCGAUUGCAAGGCGGUGGCGUAGCUUCUCCUGCCGCUGCAGGAGCUCCAGGGGGCACCAAUCCCUUCUUCCGCGGUGGAAAUGAUGCUGGUGCAGUAGGAUCAUCGAAGCCUUCGCCGGCUGCUGUCAAUGCUAAUCUGCCUCCAGCAUCUCGACCUGCGGCAAAGUCAGUCCCAUCGGCAGCCCCUGCAGCAAGAGGUCCCAGCGGUCCUCGUCCACCACCGCCAUCUCAUGAUGACGACUGGGGGGACUCAGACAAGGAAGAAGAGGAUGACGAUGACGACGACGGACCUGGCUCGACCACCCGAGCUACUCGGCAAAAUCUCGCUCAAGCACUCUUCAGCGGUCUCGUCCCAAGUGGAGGCGGCAGUAGUGGUCGCUCCACGCCGACGCCAACGAACGCCGCCCCUUCGUCUGCCCCACCUGCCCCACCUGCAGCCCCUCCAGCUCCUCAGGCACCGCCGGCCCCUUCGGCUCCACCAGCACCCGCAGCACCAGCGGCCCCUCCGGCCCCUCCUGGAGCCUUCCCUUCUCCUGCCGCUGCUCCCUCUGUCCCUGCCGGGCCAGUAGAUCGAGGUGCGCUCCUUGGCCAGAUUGCUGGAGGACUAAAGCUCAAAAAGGCAGUCACGCGAGAUGCCAGUGGACCUCCUGUCAGCGGCAAAGUCAUUGGCGACGCGGCUCCACCCGUACAAAAGUACGUGCCUCCUCCCAGCCCACCCCCUGCUCCAUCUAGCGAUGAUCCAUCCGCAGCCGAUGAUAGCUUCGCUUCGAGGAAUCCCAACCGGCAGAGUGUCGACUGGGCAAAUAAUCUUGCCGCCGACCAAAUGAACGGUGGUCCGCCUCGCGCCGCCUUCGUUCCCGAUGAGCCAUCGCUGCGAGAGGAAGAGGAGAGUGACGAUGAUCAAGCCGGCCCAGAGAGCCUCGAUGGGCCUUCGCUGGCUCAUCGCGCGGCUCCAGGCCUCGACACCUCCACGGCUCACGGCUCCUUGAGCAUGGACACUCCCGCUGCCCUGGAAGGGGACGCUGCCGCUGACGCGCUUGACGACUUCGACACUAGUCGCACAAUACGCGUUCGGACCCUGUAUCCUUAUGCGGGGCAGCGAGAUGAGGACCUUUCUUUCGAAGAGAAUGCUCUCGUCCUUGCUCAUCCUGGAAAGGAUGUGAGCAGUGAUUGGAUGUACGGUACACUCCUGACCGGAGGAGCUGGGAAGAAGGGUCUCUUUCCGAAGGCUUACGCAGCCGAGUUGACCAAUGCUGUUCAUGCUCGUGCUCUGUACGACUUCGCUGGCGGCUCGAUAGACGAGGCGAGCUUCUCAGAAGGGGACGAGCUCAAGGUGGUAGAUCAAGAGGAUGCAAGCUGGUGGAAAGUCGAGCACGGAGACAGCAUCAAGAUCGCUCCUGCAACUUACCUCGAGAUCAUCGCUGGCACUCAUGGAUACGGACAUACGCAGUCCACGCAGCCACAGAGCAAAGCUGAACCCAACAGCCGGGACCUCUCCACUGCCGACGCUGUCAGUGCAUCAUCUCAACGGCUCGAUAGUGCGUCUCAGCCAUCCUCAGCUGAGAAUGCUCAGAGCCGGGGGGUGUCACAGCAGACUGGCAAUGGCGGUCCCCCAGCUGCGAAUUACGGAAGAGAUGCAGAAGACUCGCAAGACGAAGAUGAUUACGAUUCCGACUCCACUACUGGCUGGAGUUCCAGCAGUGAUGAAGACAACGACGACCCUAACGACACUCCGAGCAGUGAGGUAGAAGGGCAGGAGGAGGAGGAGGAAACAGAAGAAGCCCAUGAAGCCCGAGCUGCAGAGCGCAUGAGGGUGCUAGAGGCAGCUGGUCUACUUGUGAAGAGCGGUCAAGGCCAAGGUCCACCGCCCCCUCCCGGUGCCAGGCCUGCUGAGAAUCUCUUGCUGCGACGCAAGGCGACUGUGCGACGCGGCCCAAGACCCGAGGCGCCUGCCCGUAAACGGACAGCGAAGAAGGCCGCCAAGCCAGAGAGGCCUCUUCCUGCUCCACCAACUCCCGCUCGUGAUGCUCCUGAGCCUGAGCGACACCGUGAAGAGCAAAUGGAAGAUGCCUACGAUCGUUUCACGAAGCUUCAGAGCGAGAUGAACAACAUGAGGGUGUCCUUCUCAGCGCAGUCUAGUGCAGGCUCAGCCUCUGGAAGUCACGACCAACCCUUUGUGGCUCCUGCGUCAGUUGAGUCCCUCAGGGUCACGACACCUCCUCCGAGAUCGGGUACUGGGACCCCCGCAGGCGAUACUCACCCAUCUGAGACUACCCCUGAGUCUCGUUCAGGUGGCCGGUUUUCUUCGUUUGCCUCAUCUCUACGCUCAAAAGCAGGUCAGCUCACCGCAAGUCAGCCGGAGAGGAGGGCUACUCCGGUCAUCUCUGGUCCUAUGAGCAACGUCACCGAGAAUGCAGAUCAGCCCAUGCGAACACCUUCGUCUUCAUCCUCUGCGCCCCCACCGCCAUCUGCAACUAGCUCGACAUGGGGCAGCUUCGUAGGCAGUGAAGCUCUCGCGACCCUACCCGACAAGGAGCGCAAGCGGCAAGAAGCCAUCUUCGAGCUCUGUCAGACCGAGGCCACACACGUACGCGACCUUCAGACCAUCAUCGAAGUCUUUUACAACUCCAUCGAGGAGCAGAAGUUGCUCGAUGACAAGGCUAGGAUGGUCAUCUUUGCCAAUAUCGAAGAUGUCAUGAUUGCUUCAGUCUCCUUCCUCAGCGAUCUUGAAGAGCGACAGAGGACCUCUCGACUUUACGUUGACCACAUCGGAGACAUUUUGUCUCGACAUAUUCCUGCUAUGAGAGUAUACCUGCCUUACUGCACCAACCAGACUACCGCCUCCCAGAUCCUGCAAGCGGAACGAGCGCGGAACCAGCCCCUCGACAAUCUCCUGGGCCGCCUCCGCGCCGGCCAAGGACGAGGUCUCGAUCUGGCUUCCUACCUUUUAACGCCCAUGCAACGCAUGACCCGAUACCCUCUGCUGAUUGGCCAGAUCCUCAAAUAUACCGAAGCAGACCAUGCAGACUGGGAAGCACUGAAGAGGGCCAAUACGAUCGCCGAAGGCAUCCUGGCUAGUACGAACGAGCGGAUCCGUGAAAAUGAGAGUCGCGAGAGACUGAGACUGCUAAGCCAGACGCUCUACGUAGGCGACGAGGCGCGCAUCGACCUGACCAAGCCCACACGGUUCAUGGGUGAUCGUCGGAUCCUCAAGGAGGAGGUGCUGGGCAAGGCCAAGUCCAAGUCGGGACGCAAGUUGACCCUCAUCCUCUGCAAUGACCUGCUGCUCAUCCUCACCGGUCCGCACCUGUAUCGCAUGCCUGCUCCCCUCGAGGAGAUCGUAGUCAAGGAGGCCUCUAGUGGGAUCAAGAGUCGCGCAGAGGGAACCUUUCAGAUUGUUAUUGGUGGGACGGAGAAGAUUGGGCUGAGAUGUUCAUCGGUUAGGGCUUGUCAUUACUGGAUGAGGUCCAUCGAAGAGGCACGCAGCGAGUGUUUGGCUGCUGCUAUGGCAAGUCAGGCUGAUUCGAGGCAGCAGAGGCGACGCUCUAGCAAAUUGGCUUAGGCUGAACAAUGCACAUGGGUGACGCAUCGUGGCAUGGCCCCAUCUGAUCACUGAUCAUCAAGUCUUGUCUCGCAUUGAGCCACAACAUACCUUGCAAUACCAUAACCUC
This is a messenger RNA of Microstroma glucosiphilum, 6511 nucleotides long. RefSeq lists its product as hypothetical. Gene Ontology annotation, biological process: positive regulation of Rho protein signal transduction; intracellular signal transduction. The record is from RefSeq and is a predicted model, not a curated record. Gene Ontology annotation, molecular function: guanyl-nucleotide exchange factor activity; actin binding; calcium ion binding. The coding region runs from base 166 to 6402 and encodes 2078 amino acids. NCBI's taxonomy places the organism in Eukaryota, Fungi, Basidiomycota, Exobasidiomycetes, Microstromatales, Microstromataceae. The transcript has 5 exons.